UGUGGGUUCGGGGAUAGAAUUGGUCCACUCCCGUUCUGGAGAUCGUAAAAGGCGAUCAAUGGGCACUAAAGGCGAUGAAUCCAACCGCCUUUAGUAUUUACCUACCAUUUUUCUUUCCAACUUCACACCCUUCUUCCCUACUCUCCUUUCCCAGGCGCAGGCGGAUAUUUGAUUCUAUUUUGAAGAGUUGACGUGUACCAGUCGUCCCAUAUUAUUUAUGAAAAAGGUUGUACAACAAAAGAAACGUUAAGUAGAAGAAUGCGAUGAAGAGACCCUGCUUCUGAACCGCUUGUGGAUGGGACUAGUUCAAAGGAAACCUCCAAAAGGCGUAUGAAGUGGAAUGAAGAUGAACCGCUUCAUUUUCCGUAACAUGGAGAUUACGAAGUUGGGAACAGACAAGACCAUGUACAGAGAGUGCAACAUGCGGCAAAUCUAAUACAAAACUUACUUUGGAAAUCCGCCAAUCCAAUCUUGGACAUUUUUAUAAGUGGAGGAGGAUGUAUGGAUUAAUAUUAGAAAAUCUAUCCGGGUACAUCAAGCACACAUACGGCGACGAAAAAUGGGAAGAAGUGAGAAAAGCGGUAUCUUGCGAUCAACCCAGUUUUAGUACGCACGAAGUGUAUCCGGAGGACUUGGUAGCUAAAUUAGCGGGAAAAGCAUUUGAGAUAUUAAACGUAACCGAACAGGAAUUUUUUGACGGAAUGGGGGUUUUCUUUGUCAGCUUCGUAGCUCAGUAUGGAUACGAUCGCGUUUUGUCGGUGCUUGGACGACAUAUGAGGGAUUUUUUGAAUGGACUAGAUAAUUUACAUGAAUAUUUAAAAUUUUCCUACCCGAAAAUGCAGGCGCCCAGUUUUAUAUGCGAAAACGAAAGUAGGAAAGGUCUAACUUUACAUUAUAGAAGUAAACGGAGAGGAUUCGUUUACUACACAAUGGGUCAAAUUAGAGAAGUAGCGAAGCACUUUUAUCACAAGGAGAUGAAAAUCAUAUUAGUAAAGGAGGAAAUUCUUUUUGAUAUGGUGCACGUUACGUUUAAUUGUGUGUUUGAUAACCGAGCUUUUUGUUUAGCAUCGUUAGUGAUGACACGAGAGGAGAAGCACCUUCCGGUUAGCGCAGUGGCUCUCUUUGAAAUUUUUCCAUUUUGUAUGGUAUUUAGGUAAGUAAAUGUUUGUUUAUGAAUAUUUAUGUAAGAGCUGCGAGUUUUAUGAUAGCAGUUCA
Molecule: messenger RNA, 1215 nt
Organism: Photinus pyralis (common eastern firefly)
Lineage: Eukaryota; Metazoa; Arthropoda; Insecta; Coleoptera; Lampyridae
Product: soluble guanylate cyclase 88E-like
Exons: 5
Coding region: 498-1157 (219 amino acids)
Biological process (GO): response to oxygen levels; nitric oxide-cGMP-mediated signaling
Cellular component (GO): guanylate cyclase complex, soluble
Molecular function (GO): heme binding; oxygen sensor activity; guanylate cyclase activity
Source: RefSeq, a predicted model, not a curated record